AUGGGAAGGCCCCCAUGCUGCGAUGAAACUGGCCUUAAGAAGGGACCUUGGACUCCUGAAGAAGAUCUAAAGCUAGUCAAUUACAUUCAGAAACAUGGUCAUGGAAGUUGGAGAGCUCUACCUAAGUUAGCAGGUCUUAACAGAUGUGGAAAAAGCUGUAGGCUAAGGUGGACCAACUAUUUAAGGCCUGAUAUCAAGAGAGGAAAAUUUUCUCAAGAAGAAGAGCAGACAAUUCUGCAUCUCCAUUCCAUCCUUGGAAACAAAUGGUCAGCAAUUGCAACCCAUCUUCCGGGCAGGACAGAUAAUGAGAUCAAGAAUUUCUGGAACACUCACUUAAAGAAAAAGUUGAUUCAGAUGGGUUUUGAUCCAAUGACACACCAACCAAGAACUGAUCUUUUUUCCACCUUGCCAUAUCUACUAGCUUUGGCCAACAUGACAGACCUUAUGGAUCAUCAAUCCUUUGAUGAACAAGCUAUGAGGUUACAUGCAGAGGCCAUUCAUGUGGCAAAGCUUCAAAGCCUUCAUUAUUUACUCCAAUCCACAAGUUCCGUAGGUACCAAUAACUCCUAUGACCAAAAUGCCAUCACAAACAUGGAAGCUUUUAAUUUGUUAGAUUCAAUCACUAAUGUCAACGACAGUAACCAAGUUUUGGACUCUCCACAACUUGAUAAUUCUGCCUCAAUUUCUCAUGGGUUUGAUCAUAGCUCCCAACCACUCCACCACUCAAGCAUGUUAUCUCACUUUUUAGACCCACCACAAGUCUCUUUCAGUUCCCAAUCUCGUUUGAAUAAUGAGCAGGGUCAAGGGACUAAUAGCUUUACAAUGAUGGGUCAAGGUGAUCACAUAAUUGAUGGCUCUCCUUGCAUUAUAGCAUCUCCUGCUCCAUCUAUUCCAUUGAAUGUGACAAGGACCACAACAAGCAAUCCAGGAGAUGCCAAUAGCUGCACUUCAAGCUAUGGAGGAACCCCAUCUUGUUGGCCUGAAAUAUUUUUUGAGGACCCCAUUUUGCAUGAAUAA
Abrus precatorius (Indian licorice) is the source of this 1017-nucleotide messenger RNA. RefSeq names its product transcription factor MYB93-like. The coding region runs from base 1 to 1017 and encodes 338 amino acids. NCBI's taxonomy places the organism in Eukaryota, Viridiplantae, Streptophyta, Magnoliopsida, Fabales, Fabaceae. The record is from RefSeq and is a predicted model, not a curated record. The transcript is spliced from 3 exons.